Nerophis lumbriciformis (worm pipefish) is the source of this 963-nucleotide messenger RNA. Lineage: Eukaryota; Metazoa; Chordata; Actinopteri; Syngnathiformes; Syngnathidae. The record is from RefSeq and is a predicted model, not a curated record.
AUGGCUGCGAUUGGAAACCGUGGAACAGUGACCGAGGCGCCUGGGUUCGACCCUGAGGCAGACAUGCAGAAACUUCGUGAGGCUAUGAAGGGAGCUGGCACUGACGAAGCCGCCAUCAUCGAAGUAUUAGCCCAUCGCACCAUCGCCCAGAGGCAGCGUAUUAAGGAGGCCUUCAAACGGGCAGUGGGGAAGGACCUGGCUGAUGAACUGUCCUCAGAGCUGAGUGGGGAUUUCCGGAGCGUGGUUUUGGGUCUGCUAAUGCCGGCACCCGUGUACGACGCCUCUGAGCUAAGAAACGCCAUGAAGGGAGCCGGAACAGAGGAAGCGUGUCUCAUCGAUAUUCUGGCUUCCAGAUCUAAUGCUGAGAUUAAAGCCAUCAUUGCAGCCUACAAGAAGCAAUUCGGGAGGGACCUAGAAGAGGAUGUGAUUGGUGACACUUCAGGAAUGUUCCAGAGGGUUUUGGUCUCUUUACUAACGGCUGGACGUGAUGAAAGCGACCACGUGGACGAGGCCCUGGCUUUGCAGGAUGCCAAGGAAAUCUACGAGGCAGGCGAGGCUCGAUGGGGCACGGAUGAGGUGAAAUUCCUGACUGUGCUCUGUGUCAGGAACCAGAAGCAUCUGUUACGAGUAUUCGAUGAGUACCAGAAGAUUUCGGGCAAAGACAUCGAGGAGAGCAUCAAGGGAGAAAUGUCGGGAAAUCUGGAGGACGUCUUCCUGGCCAUAGUGAAAUGCAUGAGGAACAAGCAAGCAUUCUUUGCCGAACGUCUGUACAAAUCAAUGAAGGGUCUGGGCACCACGGACAGUGUGCUCAUAAGGAUCAUGGUUUCCAGGGCUGAGAUUGACAUGUUGGACAUCAAGGCGCAGUUCCAAAAGAUGUAUGGCAAGACUCUACAGUCGUUCAUUAAGGGAGAUACAUCGGGUGACUACCGCAAAAUCCUACUGGAGCUUUGUGGAGGAGAGUAA